AUGGCUGCGACUUCUACAGACUCGUUCGAGUGGAGGCAGAAUGAGAAAGGUGCCUCCAGCGAUGAUGCAGAGCCCAAGUACGAGUAUCCUUCGGGGCUGGCGGUCACCCUGAUUCUCACAUCAGUGACCCUGGCCUAUUUCCUGUUCUUCCUCGACCUUGCCGUCCUUUCCACCGCCACUCCGGCCAUCACCUCCGAGUUCGACUCGUUGGUGGACGUCGGCUGGUAUGGCGGCGCCUACCAGCUUGGAAGUGCAGCGUUCCAACCUUUAACCGGCAAGAUUUACACCCAGUUUUCCACCAAGUGGACCUUUCUUGUCUUCUUUGUUCUCUUUGAGAUUGGCUCCGCCCUAUGCGGAGCAGCCCAGUCGUCGCCCAUGUUCAUCGUCGGCCGCGCCAUCGCAGGCGUCGGGUCAGCUGGAGUAGCCAACGGCGCGGUGACAACCAUUUCCGCCGUCCUCCCAACAAAGAAACAGGCGCUUUUUAUGGGGCUCAACAUGGGCAUGGGCCAGCUGGGCCUCGCGACGGGCCCCAUCAUCGGAGGGGCGUUUACCACCAACGUGUCAUGGCGGUGGUGCUUUUACAUCAACCUCCCUUUGGGCGUUAUCGUCGGGGGAUUUCUUCUCUUCAACACGAUCCCCGAAACAGAACCCAAGAGUCCGCCCCUAGAGAUCCUCGGCACCGCCAUCAAGUCGCUGGAUCUCCCCGGAUUCAUGCUCGUCUGCCCCGCCGUGGUGAUGUUCCUCUUGGGGCUGCAGUUUGGCGGCAACCAACACCCUUGGAACAGUUCCGUAGUAAUUGGCUUGCUGGUGGGCGGUGCCGUCACCUUUGGCGUCUUUCUAGUCUGGGAGCAUCGUCGGGGAGACGAGGCCAUGGUCCCGUUUGCGAUGCUCAGACACCGAGUUAUCUGGUCCACCGCAAUGACCAUGUUCUUCAGCCUGUCCAGUGUCCUGGUGGCUGAUUUCUACAUUGCCAUCUAUUUCCAGGCGAUCCGCGAUGACUCGCCCUUGAUGAGCGGGGUGCACAUGCUCCCAAUCACUCUCGGGUUGGUCCUGUUCACCAUGGUCUCGGGCGCCCUAAUUUCCAUGUUGGGUUACUAUCUUCCCUUUCUUCUUGCCGGGGGCGCCAUCUCCGCGGUGGGCUACGGCCUCUUGUCGACCCUCAGUCCGACGACCUCGGUUGCCAGAUGGAUCGGGUACCAGAUCCUCUACGGUGUAGCAAGUGGUUGCACAACGGCGGCCCCCUAUAUCGCGAUCCAAAACCUUGUGUCUCCCAAGCAGAUCCCACAAGCCAUGGCCAUUAUCAUUUUUUGGCAAAACAUCGGCGCUGCCGUCUCUCUGAUCGCGGCGAACGCCAUUUUCAGCAACAGCCUGCGGCACCAGCUUCAGCAGCACGCGGCACAGAUUGGCCGCAGUCCAGAAGCCAUCGUCGCUGCUGGAGUCCGCUCCAUCCGGGACCUGGUCGCUGGCUCCCAGCUAGCUGCGGUGCUGGCGGCCUAUGCAAAAAGUAUCAACCACGUCAUGUACCUCGGUAUCGCGGUCAGUCUCGCUGUCUUGGUCUUUUCUCCGGGUCUUGGAUGGAAGGACAUUCGCAAGGUCAAGGAUCUUCAGGUCAUUACCAAUGAGUCUCCUGAUAGCGGUGAUCAAGAGUUAGCUGGUACAAGUAGAGUAGUGCCAACAAUGUAG
This is a messenger RNA of Aspergillus pseudoviridinutans, 1683 nucleotides long. Its product is annotated as MDR family MFS transporter. The coding region runs from base 1 to 1683 and encodes 560 amino acids. The transcript has 2 exons. The record is from RefSeq and is a predicted model, not a curated record. Gene Ontology annotation, molecular function: transmembrane transporter activity. NCBI's taxonomy places the organism in Eukaryota, Fungi, Ascomycota, Eurotiomycetes, Eurotiales, Aspergillaceae. Gene Ontology annotation, biological process: transmembrane transport.